GUGGGGGAAGCGAUGCGGCGCCGGCGGGCUGCCGUGGCCGCGGGUUUCUGCGCCUCCUUCCUGCUGGGCUCCGUCCUCAACGUGCUCUUUGCACCGGGAUCGGAGCCUCCGAGGCCAGGCCAAUCCCCGGGACCUUCACCAGCCUCAGGCCUGGGACGUCGAGGGGGUCGUGGAGAGCUUGCCCGGCAGAUCCGGGCGCGUUACGAAGAGGUGCAACGCUAUUCCCGUGGGGGCCCCGGUCCGGGAGCUGGCCGGCCGGAACGGCGGCGCUUGAUGGACUUGGCUCCGGGUGGACCGGGCCUGCAACGUCCACGACCCCCGAAGACACGGACCUCAUCCGACGGUCCCCCGAGCUGGCCUCCGGGUUCCCCUGGACCGGGCCCGCGCCUGGGCUGCGCCGCUCUCCGCAACGUGUCCGGAGCGCAGUACGUGGGCUCGGGCUACACCAAGGCCGUGUACCGGGUCCGCCUGCCCGGCGGCGCCGUGGUGGCGCUCAAGGCGGUGGACUUCAGCGGCCACGAUCUGGGCAGCUGCGUGCGCGAGUUCGGGGCCAGGAGGAGCUGCUAUCGGCUGGCGGCCCACAAGCUGCUCAAGGAGAUGGUGUUGCUGGAGAGGCUGCGGCACCCCAACGUGCUGCAGCUCUAUGGCUACUGCUACCAGGAUAGGGAAGAUAUCCCGGACACGCUGACCACCAUCACGGAGCUGGGCGCCCCCGUGGAAAUGAUCCAGCUUCUGCAGACGUCUUGGGAGGACCGAUUCCGGAUCUGCCUGAGCCUUGGUCGCCUGCUGCAUCACCUGGCCCACUCCCCACUGGGCUCAGUCACCCUGCUGGACUUCCGCCCCCGGCAGUUCGUGCUGGUGGAUGGGGAGCUGAAGGUCACAGACCUGGAUGACGCCCGCGUGGAGGAGACUGCGUGUCAGAGCAGCGCCGACUGCGUCCUCUCAUUCCCAGCUAGGAACUUCACUCUGCCCUGCUCCGCCCAGGGCUGGUGUGAGAACAUGAACGAGAAACGGAACCUCUACAAUGCCUACAGGUUCUUCUAUACCUACCUCCUGCCUCACAGCGCCCCACCCUCCCUCCGGCCUCUGCUGGACGCCAUCGUUAAUGCCACAGGAGAACUUACCUGGGGGGUGGACGAGACCCUGGCCCAGCUGGAGACCACGCUGUACCUGUACCGGAGCGGCCAGUAUCUACAGGACUCCAAAGCAAGCAGCGGCGCCGGUGAGUGGCCUCAACCAGGAUCCAGGGACUGCGGCCGUGGGGACAGCAGGUGUACAAAGUACCAGCGCAUCCCAGACAGCACCAUCGCCCAGGCAGACUACCGCUGCUGGCCAUCGUACCACCACAGCGGCUGCCUCCUGUCCGUGUUCAACCUCGCCGAGGCCGUGGGCAUCUGUGAGAGCCACGCCCAGUGCCGGGCCUUUGUGCUGACCAACCAGACCACCUGGACAGGUCGGAAGCUGGUCUUUUUCAAGAGUGGCUGGAACCAACUGGUUCCUGAUGCCAGCAAAACCACCUAUGUGAGGGCCCCUGGUUGAUGGGUCAAGGGCUCAGCUGACCAGUUGACCAUCCUCGCCAGCUGGGCGUACCUGCAGCGGGGAGUGACUUGCCCUUGAGUCAUUGCAUGUCACCCGGGAGCUCUGCAGACAAGGCUAACCUCCCAGACCAACCGACGUGACCAGGACAAACGUGCAAUAAUGCGAAACGUUACAAAUGUGAGCUCGCCAGGGUUAGGCCUGAGACUGCUGGCCCCCAGCCCUGGGGUCAUUGGUUUGGGGGGGGUGGGAGGGGAUCU
Jaculus jaculus (lesser Egyptian jerboa) is the source of this 1796-nucleotide messenger RNA. It is a transcript of the gene Pkdcc, whose product is annotated as protein kinase domain containing, cytoplasmic. The record is from RefSeq and is a predicted model, not a curated record. Bases 13 to 1539 code for a protein of 508 amino acids. Gene Ontology annotation, molecular function: ATP binding; non-membrane spanning protein tyrosine kinase activity. Lineage: Eukaryota; Metazoa; Chordata; Mammalia; Rodentia; Dipodidae. The transcript has 7 exons. Gene Ontology annotation, biological process: protein phosphorylation.